Seriola dumerili (greater amberjack) is the source of this 2222-nucleotide messenger RNA. RefSeq names its product chromosome unknown C17orf49 homolog (gene bacc1). NCBI's taxonomy places the organism in Eukaryota, Metazoa, Chordata, Actinopteri, Carangiformes, Carangidae. The coding region runs from base 305 to 922 and encodes 205 amino acids. Gene Ontology annotation, cellular component: NURF complex; MLL1 complex. The transcript has 6 exons. The record is from RefSeq and is a predicted model, not a curated record.
CUUCCAAACUCGCGCAACGUUCCCUUCAUCCCCUCUACCUUUGUUGUGUGAUAUUUACAAUAUUUUUCUCUGAACAUGUGAUUUAUAAAUGAUUUAAAAUAUAAUCGCGGCGCUGAAUCGUAUGUGUAUCUGCCGAAGAUUCUUUUUUUAAAAUCUCGCCAGGUUCUCAAUGGAAGCCCGCUAACGAUAGCGCGCUAGCUAACGUUACAGAAGCUAACUUUAGCUAGCAGCUAGCUGUGUAUGUUCGUGUUGUUUUGAUUCAAGAACAAAUCCAGAGAAAAAAAGCUUCAGCUCCUUCAACGAAAUGACGUCAGCAUCUGCUAAGGUCGGGGAGAUUUUCUCAGCAGCUGGAGCCGCCUUCACCAAACUGGGAGAGUUGACCAUGCAGCUGCAUCCGGUGUCCGACUCCAGCCCUGCAGGAGCCAAAUGGACAGAGACGGAGAUCGAGAUGCUUCGAUUGGCCGUCCGUCGAUUCGGAGACGACCUGAACAACAUCAGCACUGUGAUCAAAGAGCGAACUGUAGCUCAGAUAAAGAGCACGGUGAAGAGGAAGUUGUACGAGGACAGCAGAGUCCCCAUUUCCUCUGAGUCCCCGAAGAAGACCGUCAAGAAAUCUGCUGCCGCCAUGACGCCGGCGCCCACUCCCUCCGCCCCCGCCAUGAUCGCCGUGCCGACCUCGCAGGUUGUCGUGGCAACGGGUAUGCAGAGCAGCCCCUCGCUGGCCCCGCCCAUCAAGAAGCAGAAGACGGCAGACGUGACCCUCAGCGCUCUGAACGACUCGGAUGUGAACAGUGACCUGGUCGACAUCGAAGGACUCGGCGACGGCUCGUCCAGCAAGAAGCUCAACUUUGACCAAGAGAGCCUCAACCUGGACUCAAGCCUCAUCAUGAACUCCAGUGACCUCCCCCUCCUCUCCCGCUGACCUUUGACCUCCCAGAGGAAAGAGAGGGAGCAGCAGGAAUCAUCACGUCGACCGGCCAUCUUUUAUUUUUUUACUCAGUCCCUCCUGUUUCUCUCUUCACCUGAAGUUCAUCCGUCAAUCAUCACGACGCUCCCUCGACUCUGCAGCCACGUUUUCAUUUGAAGUCCGAGGUAGAAAAAAGAAAAUCGUGUCGAGUUUCUGGAUCCAGAGAAGUUUAUUUAUUUUAUUUUUUAAAGAGAACAGGUGACUCUUCGUCCUCGUGUAGAAAUAUCGACUGAUGAACUUCAGGCUUUUUUUUUUUUUUUUCUUUUUAGAAAAACAGAUUGUUCCCAUCAGUGAGUUUUAGUUUCUGCUUCUGUUCAGUUUUAGAAUCAGACAAAAAAAGUCAAAGAAACAGAUUUGUUUUUUACAUCAUGAAGAACGAACAGAGUGAAACCUGUCGAGACGCUUUAACAGAGAAACGAUCAGAGAGACGAGAAAUCAUUCAGCUCUUAUUUCAUUCCCUCAAAAUAAUGAAUAUGCAUCAAUGUGCAGCCUCUCGUUAGUGUCAUUACAUACCGGUCAACAUCUCUUCAAAAUAAACACAAAGAUGUUGGAAAAAACAAACGUGUUCUGAAGGUUUUUUCAAAACAUUCAAAGAUUCUUCGAACCAUCAGGAUUUAACUGAUAAUAACCUUUAAAUUUGCAUCACAUUGUACAAAUUGAGAAAGAAGAUAAGUCACUGUCAUUUGAAGCAGGUUAAACAAAAUAUUUUUCAUCCAGCUGAGUAAAAAAAUUCUGAGGAUUUUGAAAACACCUUCAGGACAACGGUACACAUUGUUACACAGGUACAGGUGUGGGUCUAAACCAACUCUGAACUAUAUCUAUACAUCUCAGCCUGAAGUGAACUCCACACGAUUAAACUGAGGGAACGAAAUGAGUUUCCUGAACCGACUAAUAACCAACAUGAGGAGAUUCCCCUUGAGCCUCAGCAGGACUUUUACUUUGAAAGAUGUUAUUCUGACUUCUCUCCUCUGUCUGUGGCUCUGAGCUCUGAUUGGUUCCUGUUGAAGACGUUAAUCUUUAACACCUCACAGAUAAUAGUUUCAUUUAUAAUGAGGCUGUAAUUAAUAAAAACAUAUUAUUAAUAGAUCAGGUUCCAGAUUCACACACAAUCAUUUUUGUAUGAAACAGGAUUUGUUGACAAAAUGUUGUUAAUCAUGAUGUGAGUGUUUUGACUUUGACCUUUUAUCAAUCAGUGGCUGUGAGUGAUGUAAAAACAUUGUUUUAAUUAUGUUAAGUAAAACAUUUAAAAAGUGAA